UGUGGUUACUCAGCGACCUCCUACGGCUACAGAUUGAACUGCUGAUGCGAACCUCCAUGACCCGGAAGCAACAACUUCACAGGCGAACCUAAGCCGACAGCAUGGCGGAAUACACAGAUACACGUGAAAUAAACCACGAAGGAGGUGCCGGAGAAGAGGUGCCUGAUCUGUCAGACAGUGAAGAUGAUGAGCAGUGGGAAUGGAUGACGGAGAACUCUGAUACUUCAAUUGUUUGCUUGUUUUGUGACAGGUCACUGAAUUCCAUGGCAGCCACACUGCAACAUUGUUUGUCUGAACACUGUGUAAACAUUCCAGAAUUGGUGAAGAAAUUUAGGCUGGAUGAUUAUGGCUACAUAAAGAUGAUAAAUUACAUAAGAUCAGAGAAGUGUACUGCAGAAAAGUUAUUGCAGAGUUCAGAUAAUGGAGUCCUUCCUUGGGACAGCGACGAUUACAUGCGACCUGCUCUCCCAGACGAUCCAUUACUCCAGAUUGACCUGGAGGAGCUGUGUGGCGUAGAAGCGAUGGUGGUGGGCCAGUCUUGUGGUGGCCCUGCAGCAGACCUGUUGCGAAGAGCCCAGCAGGCGGAGGAGAGAGCUGUGCGCUCGGAGGAAGCACUGUCCAGAGCCAUGGAGGACCUGCACAAGCUCAAACUCCUGGCCCAGGGCUUGGUGUUGAACGCGGACACUAGCCGUAGCUCUUUGGCUGGCGGGUCCAUCGCCGAGCUGAGGGAGGAUGAGGACGAAGCCUACUUCAGCUCCUACGGCCACUACAGCAUCCAUGAAGAGAUGCUCAAGGACAAGGUGCGUACGGAGAGCUACAGGGACUUCAUGCACCUGAAUCAGGACGUCUUCAAGGACAAGGUGGUGCUGGACGUUGGCUGUGGCACCGGAAUCCUCUCCAUGUUCGCGGCAAGGGCGGGUGCCAAGAAGGUCAUUGGGGUUGACCAGUCCGAGAUCAUCUACCAAGCUAUGGACAUCGUAAGAUCCAACAACUUGGAUGAGACCAUCACUCUAAUUAAGGGCCGGAUAGAGGAGGUGACGCUGCCGGUGGAGAAGGUGGACAUAAUCAUCUCGGAGUGGAUGGGUUACUUCCUGCUGUUUGAGUCGAUGCUGGACUCGGUGCUGUGUGCGCGGGACAUGUACCUGGAAGAGGGAGGCUCCGUCUAUCCAGAUCUGUGCAACAUCAGUCUUGCUGCUGUGGGCGACACACAGAAACAUCAGGACCGCAUUGCAUUCUGGGACGAUGUGUAUGGCUUCCAGAUGGGCUGCAUGAAGAAGGCGGUGGUCCCAGAAGCCGUGGUGGAGGUGCUGAACCCCGAUACGCUCAUCUCAGAACCUGCAGUGAUCCAGACGAUUGACUGUAACAAAGUGUGCCUCUCUGAGCUGGAGUUCACGGCUGACUUCACCCUGAAGGUGACCAAAACCACGCAGUGCACAGCUGUUGUCGGCUACUUUGACAUUUUCUUCGACAGGAGCUGUGGAAACAAGGUCAUGUUUUCCACUGGACCACAGUGUCCCAAGACUCAUUGGAAACAGACGGUCUUCCUGAUCGAGAACCCCAUUCCAGUUCAGUCAGGUGAGGAUCUGCCUGGGAGGAUCACCGUUCGUAAGAACAGGAAAGACCCUCGCGCUCUCCUGGUCACCCUCCACAUCGCAGACAGGAAGCAAACCUACAGCCUUCAGUGAAGGUGGUGUCCAUUUUAAGCACUGGGUCACACAUCAGUUCCUUCACAGACAUUCUAGCGUCAAACAGAAUGCUUGCUUUUACAUGGCUAUGCCAUCUACAUUUCUUUGUGGCAGCCACCCAACUAUUAAAUGUAAGGCUGGCUCCAUUUAAAAUGGAGAAGUUAUGCAUGGAAGAUGGUUUCCAUUUCAUUAUGAAACGCCCCCUAUUCAUGACUGACAUGAGAUGAUGUUUGAACAAGGACUCAUACAUUUGUGUCUGUUGCUGUUGUGGAAAUAAAAUAAUUAACCUUUAA
Messenger RNA from Alosa alosa (allis shad), 1978 nucleotides. It is a transcript of the gene prmt3, whose product is annotated as protein arginine methyltransferase 3. Gene Ontology annotation, biological process: peptidyl-arginine methylation. The transcript is spliced from 16 exons. NCBI's taxonomy places the organism in Eukaryota, Metazoa, Chordata, Actinopteri, Clupeiformes, Clupeidae. The record is from RefSeq and is a predicted model, not a curated record. Gene Ontology annotation, cellular component: nucleus. Bases 102 to 1685 code for a protein of 527 amino acids. Gene Ontology annotation, molecular function: protein-arginine N-methyltransferase activity.